UACGCCAUAUUGAAUUCUCGCAGGAAUGGGCUAGCAUUUUUUUUGCAGCUAGCGGUGAGAAGGGGCCACUUUAUCAAUGGUCCUAAUUCGGUUUAAUGUUUAAAUAUUCCUCUUUUCGUAACCCCGGACAGCGAAGCGACCUUUGAAGGGUCCAGGAAGCGGCGCAGAUUCACAACGGGCUCGCUAGCUUUAGUUAGAUACUAGAAGGGGGGUUGCCAGAGAAAGAAGUUGAAUGGAUCCGAGGGUAGCUUGGAUUCAGCCCGAACAGAAAGGACCUGCGAACGCCUUAUGGAUGCACGUCUGGGAGACCUCUCAGGGAGUACGGACGCUCUCCGCUCAGCAGCAGCUCCACAAUCAAAAUCACAACCAGUGUGUGAAUUACGCUGCGUUGGAUGUUUUAAAAAAUGUGGCCACCGCGGUGGCAUCGAGCAAGAGCAUUUGCAGCAGCAACGGUAACAUUACUGCCAGUCGGAGCAGCGGCAGCAGCCAUCACAGCAUCAUGAACGGCACUACUAGUAUUAACGGCACUGCGAUUUCCUCGCUGGGGAUGGCACUGUACAACGGGAACGCACAUAACUCUUUAACCACGGCAAACACCGCUGAACCAGGUGAGGGCAAAAUCCUGCCUCAGAAGACGGGAUCUGUCUCCUCCUCGUCCUCUUCACAGGAGUCCUCGACGGACAGUCCCCCCUCCAGCUGCUCACUUGAGAGGACUAUGGGUGGGAAUGUAUCGGGCAACAUUAAUAAAAACGUCGGGGGUGCCAAUGUGCUCUUUAGCUUGAGCGACAGCAUGGACAAUAAUGUCAACCUUUACCACCACCAUCAUCACCGUCACCUACAGGAGCACCCGGCUUUCAAUAUACAGCAGGUCUGCGUGAAGCGUCAUCAGGUUCACCCCUCUGUACCUGUAAAUCACACACACAAUCACCACCCAGGCCGAAGGAAAAGUGACAAUAAGGCGAGCACUUAUGGGAUGAAUUACUUGCUUUCAAACUGCACUAAUGGCAAUUAUGCGAGCACUUGGACGCCUUGGAAGACGAGGAAGUACAACCCUGGGGUCCUCGGACUGCACGAGGAGGUGAUGGACUUCUACAACUUCAUGUCUCCUCGGCCAGAGGAAGCAGCUAUGAGAAAGGAGGUGGUGAACCGGAUAGAGAUGAUCAUCAAGGAGCUGUGGCCCACUGCGGAUGUCCAAAUAUUUGGCAGCUUCAGCACAGGACUCUACCUUCCAACAAGUGACAUUGAUCUGGUGGUGUUUGGGAAGUGGGAGCGCCCUCCACUGCAAGAGCUAGAACAAGCUCUUCGCAAACAUAAUGUGGCAGAACCUUUCUCCAUCAAAGUGCUGGACAAGGCUACAGUGCCAAUAAUCAAGCUGACAGACCAGGAGACUGAGGUGAAGGUGGACAUCAGUUUCAAUGUGGAGACUGGAGUCAAGGCGGCAAGCUUCAUUAAAGACUAUGUAAAGAAGUAUCCAGUGCUGCCUUACCUGAUUUUUGUACUCAAGCAGUUUCUGCUGCAGAGAGAUCUAAAUGAAGUCUUCACCGGGGGCAUCAGCUCUUACAGCCUCAUCCUCAUGGUCAUCAGCUUCCUACAGCUCCAUCCUCGUAUCGAUGCCAGGAACCCUAAUGAGAACUUGGGGGUCUUGCUGAUCGAGUUCUUUGAGCUGUACGGCCGCCAUUUCAACUACUUGAAAACAGGGAUUCGCAUCAAAAAUGGAGGCGCAUACAUAGCCAAAGAGGAGAUCAUGAAGGCCAUGACAAAUGGAUACAGGCCAUCCAUGCUCUGCAUAGAGGACCCACUGCUUCCAGGUAAUGACGUGGGGAGGGGUUCCUACGGUGCCAUGCAUGUCAAGCAGGUGUUUGAUUAUGCCUACACUGUCCUGAGUCAUGCUGUGUCACCACUUGCACGGUCGUAUCCCAACAAAGACUGUGAAAGCACCUUGGGCAGGAUAAUCAGAUUGACCCAGGAAGUGAUCGACUACAGGGAAUGGAUCAUUAAGAAAUGGGGGGGCAGGGAUCUGGCACGAACAGACAACAGAGUUUCACAUCCCAAGGACCCAGUGUCGGAGCAGGAGCCCAGCUGUGUCCUGGGUGGUGGUGUUGGGUCGGAGGAGCAGCAGAGGGACUCAGUGUCGCCCCACAGCGCAGACUCCCCCAUGUCAAUCUCCAGCCCUCAGCAGCACUCAUCAGCCUCCUCUGUCUCCUCACUGUCUGGAUCAGACAACGACUCCGAUUCGACGUUGUCAUGUCCCGUCCCUCCGCCAUCCCUGCCACCAUACCCGUCUUUCCCCCCUCUGGGCCUAGCUUUGCCACCAGGACUCAAUAUGGGCACCGGCAAGCCCGGCAUGGGAGGACACCAUCUGCUCAUGCCUCCAGGCUCACAGGCUCGCGUCUCUCUGCCCGGUGGUCUAGCAAUGCACUCCAUACCUGGCAGACAGGUGUGUAUAGACACCGGGCUCCCCCCCUUCUUCCACAUGCCCCCCCCAGCCCAUGCUCAUGCCCCCGCCCCUUCCAGCCCCCAGCCUCCGCCCAGCCCCCACUCCAGCCACACACACAAGAAUGGAACCAAGUUCAAUGUGAAGGGCUUCCACAACCCACCGCUUGUCAACAACCCUGUUCUGGCUAACCGCGGACACACUCACACUCACACACACACACAGUAUCACCGCAACACUUGGCGACGCAGAAAGAGGGACAGCCUACCGGUUAGCCUCAGCAGAUAGAAACCACUCCUCUUCCCAUAACUUUUCCUCCCUCUCCUCCUCUCUGGCUGCAAACCCUGGCUCUUCGUUCGUCUCGAAGGAGGAUGGACAGGCAGACAGAGGACCAGAGACCAGCAGUUUUCAUUCUGGGGCUGCCACGACAUGGAACAACAGCCUUCAGCUCUGCAUCUUCCUCCUACUAUCUCUACCUUUCCAUUUCUGCAUGACUUUUGUUCACAGUUUUGUAGUUUCAGUAUUAUGUUAAUUUCCGUAUUUUGUUUUUCUCCUCUUUGUUUCAGGUCUACUCCUGUUUUUCAUUUAUUGCUAUUGGACUUGGUGGUAAUGCCAUCACCGAGUUCACUUGACCUCGCCUCGACCCUCACAGCCAAGCUGGCUGAGGUUCAGUGUUACUUUUUAUUUGUUUUGUUUUUUGUUUUUGUUUUUGUU
Messenger RNA from Xiphias gladius (swordfish), 3148 nucleotides. It is a transcript of the gene tent4a, whose product is annotated as terminal nucleotidyltransferase 4A. Gene Ontology annotation, cellular component: TRAMP complex; nucleolus. Gene Ontology annotation, molecular function: mRNA binding; poly(A) RNA polymerase activity. The transcript is spliced from 13 exons. The coding region runs from base 233 to 2722 and encodes 829 amino acids. Lineage: Eukaryota; Metazoa; Chordata; Actinopteri; Istiophoriformes; Xiphiidae. Gene Ontology annotation, biological process: RNA 3'-end processing. The record is from RefSeq and is a predicted model, not a curated record.